Messenger RNA from Puntigrus tetrazona (Sumatra barb), 894 nucleotides. It is a transcript of the gene cxcl8b.3, whose product is annotated as chemokine (C-X-C motif) ligand 8b, duplicate 3. Lineage: Eukaryota; Metazoa; Chordata; Actinopteri; Cypriniformes; Cyprinidae. The coding region runs from base 124 to 384 and encodes 86 amino acids. Gene Ontology annotation, molecular function: chemokine activity; CXCR chemokine receptor binding. The transcript has 3 exons. Gene Ontology annotation, cellular component: extracellular region. The record is from RefSeq and is a predicted model, not a curated record. Gene Ontology annotation, biological process: chemokine-mediated signaling pathway; inflammatory response; neutrophil chemotaxis.
UUAAAAGAGAAAGUCCUGCCAAAUUAUAAACAAACACUAUCAAGUGACGGUGAAAGACGGAUACUCUAAGAAACAUCUGCCGUUUAGAAGCUUGCGCACUGAUCACUUCAAGUUUCACAACCGAUGAAACUCACAUCAUUCGUUUUUCUGACAUGCGUGACACUGCUCUUCACGGCAGAAGUCAUCGAUGCCAGGCUACAGCUACGCUGCCAGUGUGCUAAAACAUAUUCAGGAAAGCCAUUUAACCCUAAACUAAUACAGAAAGUAGAAAUGAUUCCCGCCGGGGCGCAGUGCAAGAACGUGGAGGUCAUAGCCACUCUGAAAAAUGGACAGACGUGCCUCAAUCCCAAAGACGAAUGGGUGAAAAAGAUCAUCGAAGGAUAAUUUCGCCGCCCGUGUCCGUCGGGUUUUUCCUGUAUGCUGUGGCGCAGAUUUUCUUCUGCAUAUUUCUGCAGACCUGUGAAGAAAAAGCCUCGUCGUUUCGGCUGAAGGCAACAUAGCUGAUUAACAUUUUGCAUGAACGUGGAACACGUAUGAAGAAAUAUAUAUAUAUUUUUAUGUUGCUGUUUGGACAAUCUUCAGUUGUUUUGUCUACUUGGCCAAGUACGAUACAACCUAUUUUAAUUACAGUAUACUCCAUAUAUUUUAAAUGAUUAUUUUAUCGAUUUUAACGUUUGCGGCAUGACUGAUUUGUUUCCUUUUCUGGCUAGUGGCAUAAAAGUAAAUACAAAAAGGAAGGGUUCAGUGGUACGGGUGAAUGAUCGCACUGUUUAUUCUGUGGUAAGCUGUCGCUUAAACAUGAAAAAAACUACGUUUGUGAGACUAUUUGCCGUCUGGAAAAACCGGUGAUUUCAUAACACAUAAUAAAUGAUGCAAGAUGCUUUUUUACUUCCA